This is a messenger RNA of Balaenoptera musculus (blue whale), 3942 nucleotides long. RefSeq names its product grainyhead like transcription factor 1 (gene GRHL1). NCBI's taxonomy places the organism in Eukaryota, Metazoa, Chordata, Mammalia, Artiodactyla, Balaenopteridae. Gene Ontology annotation, cellular component: nucleus. The record is from RefSeq and is a predicted model, not a curated record. Gene Ontology annotation, biological process: regulation of transcription by RNA polymerase II. The transcript is spliced from 16 exons. Gene Ontology annotation, molecular function: RNA polymerase II cis-regulatory region sequence-specific DNA binding; DNA-binding transcription activator activity, RNA polymerase II-specific. The coding region runs from base 183 to 2039 and encodes 618 amino acids.
GGCUCAGAGCGAGAAAAGCGAACCCAACCCGUCGGGGCCGCCGCUCUGGACCCGCCGCCGCUGCUGCCGCCGCCGCCGCCGCCGCCGCCGCCGCCGCCGCCUCCCCCUCCUCCCCCCGGAUCGGGUGUACUGUCCCAACCCGAAAGUCCAGUUCUGCGGCCCGGCAGCGGCGAGCGAGCGCGAUGACACAGGAGUACGACAACAAACGGCCAGUGUUGGUUCUUCAGAAUGAAGCACUUUAUCCACAGCGUCGUUCCUACACUAGUGAGGAUGAAGCCUGGAAAUCUUUCCUGGAAAACCCUCUCACUGCAGCAACCAAAGCGAUGAUGAGCAUCAAUGGAGACGAAGACAGUGCAGCUGCGCUGGGCUUGCUCUAUGACUACUACAAGGUUCCGCGAGAGAGAAGGUCAUCAACAGCAAAGCCAGAUGUUGAGCACCCAGAGCCAGAUCAUAGCAAAAGAAAUAGCAUAUCAAACAUGACUGAGCAGCCCCUCAUUUCUGCUGGAGAAAACAGAGUGCAAGUGCUGAAAAAUGUGCCAUUUAACAUUGUCCUUCCCCAUGGCAACCAGCUGGGCAUCGACAAGAGGGGCCAUCUGACAGCUCCUGACACCACGGUCACUGUCUCCAUAGCAGCCAUGCCUACCCACUCCAUCAAGACGGAGACCCAGCACCACGGCUUUGCUGUGGGGAUCCCCCCAGCAGUGUAUCAUCCUGAGCCCACAGAGCGUGUGGUGGUUUUCGACCGGAACCUGAAUGCUGACCAGUUCAGCUCUGGUGCUCAACCCCCAAAUGCUCAAAGGCGUACUCCAGACUCUACCUUCUCAGAGACCUUCAAGGAAGGCGUUCAGGAGGUUUUCUUCCCCUCGGAUCUCAGUCUGCGGAUGCCUGGCAUGAAUUCAGAGGACUAUGUUUUUGACAGUGUUUCUGGGAACAACUUUGAAUAUACCCUAGAAGCCUCAAAAUCGCUCCGACAGAAGCCGGGAGAUAGCACCAUGACGUACCUGAACAAAGGCCAGUUCUAUCCCGUCACCUUGAAGGAAGUGGGCAGCAGCGAAGGCAUCCACCACCCCAUCAGCAAAGUCCGAAGCGUGAUCAUGGUGGUUUUUGCCGAGGACAAAAGCAGGGAAGAUCAGUUAAGGCACUGGAAAUACUGGCAUUCGCGGCAGCACACGGCUAAACAAAGAUGCAUUGACAUAGCUGACUACAAAGAAAGCUUCAACACCAUCAGUAACAUUGAGGAGAUUGCUUAUAAUGCCAUUUCUUUCACUUGGGACAUUAAUGAUGAAGCAAAGGUUUUCAUCUCCGUGAACUGCUUAAGCACAGAUUUCUCUUCUCAGAAAGGUGUGAAGGGGUUGCCUCUGAACAUUCAGAUCGACACCUAUAGCUAUAACAACCGCAGCAACAAGCCUGUGCAUCGGGCGUACUGCCAGAUAAAAGUCUUCUGUGACAAGGGAGCUGAACGGAAAAUCAGGGAUGAAGAACGAAAACAAAGCAAAAGAAAAGUUUCUGAUGUCAAAGUACCGCUGCUUCCCUCUCACAAACGAAUGGAUAUCACGGUUUUCAAGCCCUUCAUUGAUCUCGACACCCAGCCUGUCCUCUUCAUUCCUGACGUGCACUUCGCCAACCUUCAGCGGGGCGCUCACGUCCUUCCCAUUGCCUCAGAAGAAUUGGAGGGUGAAGGGUCUAACUUGAAAAGGGGGCCUUAUGGCUCGGAAGACGAUUUUGUGAUCCCUCCUCCUGCUAAGCUGAGCCGAGUAGAAGAACCAAAGAGAGUGCUGCUCUAUGUGCGAAAGGAGUCGGAAGAAGUCUUCGAUGCCCUGAUGCUCAAGACUCCGUCUUUGAAAGGCCUGAUGGAAGCUAUCUCAGACAAAUAUGAUGUUCCCCAAGACAAGAUUGGGAAGAUAUUCAAGAAGUGUAAAAAAGGGAUCCUGGUGAACAUGGACGACAACAUCGUGAAGCAUUACUCCAACGAAGACACCUUCCAGCUGCAGAUCGAAGAGGCCGGGGGGUUGUACAAACUCACCCUCACCGAGAUCUGAGGGCGCCCCGGCCCAUGACUCCCAGUGAGCUCAGGGAAGCUGUCACGUGGGCCUUUGGGUUGGCAAGCCGCAGGUUCCCCAUUCGGCCACCUUCCAAACAUGGGUGGAUGUCAGUGGAAGGGGUUCCUUUCCAGUUGGAGAUGGUGCCGCAUUUGGCUUGGAGAUAGCAUUGACUAUAUUGCAUUGGCGUUUUUCAGAUGACAGAGAAAGCAUAUACCACGAUGUUUGAAUUUUCUGAUAUAAAUACUUAGCAUUAAAAGUGAAAACUUUGUUCCAAGAUUUACUAGAUUACCUGGGAACCUUAAGGUAUCUGCUACGUUAUUUAUAAAAAUACUGCCUCUUCAGUGCUAGUGGGCCUGCUCACUAGUGCAUGUCAGACUCGGUGUAACUAUGGCUGCCCCAGGUUAUGGGCACGGCACCCCAAGAGGACCAGGUGCGCCCUUUCUCCCUCGGCCUCUCAUUCCCCAGUAAAUGUUUACUCCAAUAGGGCAAGUUUCCGAAGUCUUCCUUUGCAACUCUCUUGAACAUAUCAACUGCCUCUCUCGUGAAGAACUUAAAGUUACAGUGUGCGUCCGUCAAAGCUAAAGCUGCGUGUACGUAAGUGCAAUACGUCUUGAAGGCCCGUGUCUGUAAAUGUGUACAUACCUGUCUUAUAUAAAUAGAUAAUAUAUACAUGUGGUGUCCGUGUACAUAUAGUGGAGAGAUGUGAUAAGGGCUACCUUAAAGACUUCCUUGAGACGAGAGGAUAAGUUAUUUUCGAUCACCUACACCCAGCAGAUAGCAUACUGCGCUUAGUGGAACCCACUCAGACGCUUUCUUUGCGUUUUGCCAGACACAGCAGUCAUUCAGUAGCAUAGCAAAACCUUCUCAGACGACAGAGAUUCUGUUUGCUCUUGCAAAUGUUAUUAUGUGGAUGUCAGCACUGAUUAACAAAUGGAGUAAAGGAAAAAACACUGCUGCAGCUCAUGACUGCUGUGUCUGCUAGUAUCAGUCAGGUGGACCUGACAGGGAAUAAACACAGUAAUCAUCACACGUGCUGUGGUUACUGUGAACUGGGUGACACAACUCAAGAUGGAGUUCUUCCUGAUCUUCCUGUUACGAGAAAUGACUUCUGUUUUAUCAUGUUCCAGAACCUUCAAGCUUUGGUUGUCUAGUAUGCUAACAAUUCUAGAAGGCAUUCAUGAAUUUAUGAGACUGUGUAACUAUGGCAGGGGAACAUUUUGUACACAAGUUGAAAUACAUAAAAAUCCUAAAAAGUGUAAUUUUGUAACGGAACUAAAAUCGCAGGUACCUUUAGGCUCAGGGAGGUAGGUUAUUUGUAUAAGUAGGGUUGAUAGUUACAUUCUUACAUUAAAAUAUUCCAAUGAAGUAUGUGAACUAAAUUGCUGGUUUUCUAAGAUAAGAUAUUAUGGGACACGGGUCAUAUAAACAAUAUUUUAUAUUUUGUUUUAUGGGAUCGAUUUUGUCUUGUUUUUAAUUGUGCAAUUGAAGAUGUAUGUUAAACCAAAGGGAUUAAAUUUUAUAUGUCUAUUUCGUAAUAUGUCAUUUCCUGUUAUUCAGUUUGACUUUUUCCUUUCAUUAGUCAGUAAAGCAAAAUCUGAGAUCUUAAAAUAGUAGAGCUGAAAAGAAUCACCUUAGCAUUUUCUCCUUAUUUCCCAGCAUGUAUAUUUGGGUCUCUUCCUUCCUCUUAAUUUUUCCUUAGAGGGGUCUGAAAUGAUCCGAGUAAUUGUUAACUGAGGGGGCCCUGAAUUAGUUUUCAACUACUGCCAAAAUUUAACCACCAAAGCUUAAGAUAAACGCUUUCAGACCUAAAACCUUAGUGUUCUUGGUUUUUAAAAGCUUAACAGAAAACGUCUAUUCCCUGGUGGUCCAGUGGUUAGGACUUGGUGCUUUCACUGCCGAG